Messenger RNA from Kwoniella botswanensis, 1953 nucleotides. RefSeq lists its product as uncharacterized. Gene Ontology annotation, cellular component: nucleus. The transcript has 11 exons. The record is from RefSeq and is a predicted model, not a curated record. Bases 1 to 1953 code for a protein of 650 amino acids. Lineage: Eukaryota; Fungi; Basidiomycota; Tremellomycetes; Tremellales; Cryptococcaceae. Gene Ontology annotation, molecular function: zinc ion binding; DNA binding; DNA-binding transcription factor activity, RNA polymerase II-specific. Gene Ontology annotation, biological process: DNA-templated transcription.
AUGGUAUCAACACCAGGUGCAGGGCCUAGCAGACCAACCCCUCCACAGAUACAAUCGCAACCUUUACCGCAACCUCAUUCACAAUCACAUCAUCGCUCACAAUCACAGUCACAAACACAGUCGCAGUCCAACGCGACGCAACCUACAAGGCCACCGAAACGGCUGAGAACAAGGCGUGCUUGCGAUUAUUGUAGAGAACAUAGGAUAAGAUGCGAGUACACCAAUGGGAACGAACAAGGCUCUUGUGCCCAUUGCGAGAACUUCGGUAUCCCCUGCAUGAAAGUUGCAGAAGCCCCGCCAGAUGAAAGACCACGCGCAGCCAAAAUGCAGAAGAGCGGCGGAGGAUCAUCAGCAAGGGAUGAGUCUGCGACUAUGAGUGAAUCACCGAGGGCUUUGAUUCCAGGUACUGUAACAGAUCAUCUAUAUCUGGGUCCAACAUCUUUCUCUCAGCAAGUCCAUCACCAUUUCUCCGGCACGCCUUUCGCCCUGGAUCAACUCCGCAAUCUAGAAGAGAAAUUAGAACUAUCAUAUGAUGUUUUUCAGUGGGCCAAAGGCACGGGAUUCCUCGUUGGUAGCAGGGGGAACAUGGCUAGCUCGCCUCUACCCGUUUCUCCUCAGAACCGUCGGAUCAAUCCAAGUAGCGCACCUACCUUUUCAAGAAUCAAUGAUAAGGUAGUUGAAGAGAUUGGUGGUAUUACGAUGUGGAACAAAUUGAUGUAUCAAGCCCAAACUCGGAUAAUCCCUGUGUGGCCGGUAGUCUCAGUCCACGAGAGUCUGGGCUCUGAGGGACCGACAGAAGAGUUUCUACAGACUUUCAUCACCCAUCAUCCGGAAUCAGCGCCAAUAACUCCGCCCCCUCGCGCAACUCGCCUGGCGUUAUGCACUCUUGCAGCUAUGUCACGCGAUGUCCCCUCCAACAUUCGCGAGUCCUUGCUAUCAGCUCUCAAUGCAGCUGUGGAUGCCCAUGACUUCUCCACCAGCUCGCUAUCUACGGUCCAGCUUUUACUUCUGCUUAGUGUCAAUGAUGUGUUGGCAAACGAGAUUGGCAGGCCAGGUAGGGCGGUAUACAACGCGACUAGAAUGGCUACGGAAAUCGCUCUGCAUCGUAAUGUGUCACCCACCUUCGCUGCGGUUUCUCAUCUGCAUCGUCGAGCUCGAGUCUGGGGUGCUUGUAUCAUAGCAGAUCGAUGGUGCUCGGUUCGACAGGGUCAGAUGCCCAGUCUCGAUCUGUCUCAUGCAGAUGCACCUCUCCCCUUCUCCUAUCCAGAUCAUGUCGUAGAGCCGGACCUCACUCUAACACCAUGUUUCAUGUUCCAUCUUGCUAUGACACGUUUGGCGGAGUUGUUAGGCAGAGCAUAUCACCUGACUGGUACACCUGCUGGACUCGCACGAGCUGAAGAUCUCAAGCUAUUAUUGUGGCAGAGAGAUUUUGAAGCAUGGGUAGAAGGGCUUCCCGCUCAGUGGCCAUACUCAUUCCGACUGGAAACCCCAGAGGCAGCUUCCAUUUUGAGUCUUCUGGCGGUCUCAGUACUAUAUACGUUCCUUCAACCAUUCUUUUGGCCUACUGCUCCUAUACCGCCCAAUCUGACAUAUCGACCGCCAGCAAAGAUGAUGGAAGACUUACAGAGUAGAUCGACAGCAGCGAUAAAUUGGGUCAGUGGCUCGGGGCAGUAUUACUUGGAUAUCUGGUCAAUGCUCAUACACCCGUUUCUGAGCUGUCUGCUUGUACAAGCCAAAGGUCUGCGUUCUGGUGAUCCCUUAGCUGCGGUCAUGUUAGACACCGGUAUUCAGAGCAUACAGAGUUGGGCGGAAUGUGGACCGAAUCGAUCACUCAUGCAUCUACCUCGCGAUGCUAUCUCGAAAACAGUAGAAAUCCUCAAGACAGAACAAGCCUUAGUAUUUCCCUGGAUACCGGCUACCAUCAGUAACUGGAUGACGGAAAUGAAUUUGUAG